Molecule: messenger RNA, 7098 nt
Organism: Triplophysa dalaica
Lineage: Eukaryota; Metazoa; Chordata; Actinopteri; Cypriniformes; Nemacheilidae
Gene: neo1a
Product: neogenin 1a
Exons: 29
Coding region: 511-4773 (1420 amino acids)
Biological process (GO): cell-cell adhesion
Cellular component (GO): membrane
Molecular function (GO): protein binding
Source: RefSeq, a predicted model, not a curated record
GGGCUUUUGAAAUGGCUACGUGUCAUAAAUCCGCAUGGCUGUGGGAUCCGUUCCCGGUUUUCCAAUGAUCCGAUCUGAAUUCCUGGUGCUUGCUUUCUUUCUAUCUCUCUCUCUCUCUCUCUCUCUUUCUCUCUCUCUCUCGCUGUCUGAUCAGUAAAAAAAUAUCUCCGAACGUCCGCACUGACUCUCGCCGUCUACCUCCACCUUUACGCACAAUGUCUAGGCGGACGUGCCCGGUUUCGAUUUUUUCCAGCUCGGGGUCCUUUUAAUCUCGAGGAUAUGGAUUGACUUUGAUUUGACUCCGCAGCCUGUUGAAGUUUUAAACCGCGUUCCUCCGGCCGAUCGCGUCUUCCCUUUCGGCGAGCUUCAUGUUUCCAGCGGCAACUUUCGGAAGUGACUCGUUCCGGAUGCGUUUGCGCUACUGAACCGACCCGAGCGCUCUAUCGGACGGAUUUUAAACACGGAUCGCGUCCGAGGCUUUUGGCACUUCUUUGACUUGUGAUUAAAGUGAUGGCGGAGCGGCUGCUUGUCGCGGUUUUCUGCCUCACGAUCACGCUUUCGCACGCCGGGAAAGGGUCGGCAGUAAGAAAUUUCAGCCCGUUCUGGUUCUCCACUGAGCCGUCGGACACGCUAGCCGUGCGGGGCGCGCCAGCUCUACUCAACUGCUCAGUCCAAGGUGAGACCUCUGCCAAGAUCGAGUGGAGGAAAGAUGGCUCUUUUCUCAACCUGGCGUCGGAUGAGCGCAGGCAGAUCUUGGCUGAUGGCUCUCUCCUCAUAACCUCCGUGGUUCAUUCCAAACACAAUAAACCCGAUGAGGGGGUUUACCAGUGUGUGGCCACUAUAGACACCCUGGGCACCAUCAUUAGCCAUACUGCCAGACUCAGUGUAGCGGGUAUACCGCGGUAUCUCAGCCAGCCUGAAGCGGCAUUGGUUCGGGUGGGUGACAAUCAGGUGCUAAACUGUGAGGUAAAUCCAGACCUGGUGUCUUUCAUCCAGUGGGAGAAAAACAAAGAGCUUGUCCAGCUGGAUGAGAGGGUCUUCGUCCUGUCGACCGGAGCUCUCGUCAUCAGUAAUGCCACAGAGACGGAUGCAGGAUUAUAUCGCUGUGUCAUAGAAAACGCUGGGCCCAUCAAGACCAGCGAGGAUGCUGAAAUACAGAUACUGCCUGAAACGGGGGAGGAGAGAAGUUUGGAGUUCCUCCACGAACCUCAGAUCGUUUCUAAAAGCAUAGGCGAGGCCGUGCUGUUCCCUUGUGUGGUGAUGGGAUAUCCCACAGCCUCCGUCCGCUGGAUGCAUAAAGACCAGCUCAUUGAGGAGAGGAAGGGCCGCUUUGAGGUGCUUGGUGGGGGAAGUCUGCAGAUCUUCAAUUUGACAGAGGAAGACGCUGGCAUAUACACUUGCCAGGCGGACAAUGUCAACGCGUCCAUUGAAGCCCAGGCUGAGCUCACAGUGAAAGCUCCCCCACAGUUCCUGAAGAAACCCACCAACAUGUACGCUCACGAAGCCACGGACGUCGUGUUUGAAUGCGAGGUCAGCGGCUCUCCCGCUCCCACCAUCAAAUGGGUGAAGAAUGGAGAUGCCGUCAUUCCCAGUGACUAUUUCAAGAUCAUUAAGGAGCAGAACCUGCAGGUGUUGGGACUGGUCAGAUCAGAUGAAGGUUUCUAUCAGUGUUUAGCUGAGAAUGAUGUAGGAAACGUGCAGUCUGGUGCUCAGCUCAUCAUUUUGGAUCCAGAUGUGUCCAUCCCUACAUCCCCUCCCACCUCACUGACCCGUUCCACUACUGACCAUCUAAUGCCAGGCUCCAGAAGCAGCGCUGGCCCCACUCCCACCGCCCCCCGCGAUGUCGUGGCCUCUCUGGUCUCCACCCGCUUCAUCAAGCUGACCUGGCGCCUUCCGGCCGAGCCACAUGGAGAUGAUGUCACCUACUCUGUUUACUACAGCCUGGAGGGCACUAACAGGGAGAGGACCGUCAACACAAGUCGUCCGGGUGAAAUGCAGGUCACCAUUCAGAACCUCAUGCCAGGGACCAAGUACAGCUUCAGGGUGGUGGCCCACAACACGAAUGGACCUGGAGAGAGCUCGGCACCUCUGAGGGUCGACACCCAACCUGAGGUCCAGGUGCCAGGACCUGCUCCCAACCUGCAGGCGGUGGUGACGUCCCCCUCUACAGUCAGCCUCAGCUGGGACGUGCCUCUUACGGGCAACGGCGAAAUCCAAAACUACAAAGUUUACUACAUGGAGAAGGGUUUUGGCAGUGAGCAGGAUGUGGAGGUGAACGCGUUAUCCUGCACCAUGACUGGACUUAAGAAAUUCAUGGAGUACAGUUUUCGAGUCGUGGCUUAUAACAAACAUGGCCCUGGAGUUUCUACUGAGGAUGUGUCAAUACGGACCUACUCUGAUGUCCCCAGUGCCCCUCCACAGAACCUGAGCGUGGAGGUGCUCAAUUCUAAGAGCAUCAUGGUCCGGUGGAACCCGCCUGCAGCAGAUGCUCAGAACGGCGACAUUAUCGGCUACAAGAUCCGUUACAGGAAAGGAGGGAGAAAGAGCGAAGCGGCGGAGACAACUUCAGGAUCACAGCUGUCUCAUCUUAUAGAGGGGCUGCAGCAAGGAACAGAAUACAUGGUGCGAGUGUCGGCCAUUACUGUGAAUGGCACAGGUCUGGCCACGGAAUGGAUGACCUCUGAGACCUUUGAGAGCGAUCUUGACGAGACAAAAGUGCCAGAUAUGCCCAGCUCCCUCCAUGUGCGGCCGCUUGUCAACAGUAUUGUAGUGAGCUGGACCCCACCAGAGAAUCAGGACAUCGUGGUGAGGGGUUACAUUAUCGGCUAUGGGAUCGGCAGCCCUCACGCACAGACCAUUAAAGUGGACUACAAACAGAGAUACUACACCAUCGAGAGCUUAAAUCCAAGCUCACACUAUGUGAUCACACUGAAGGCCUUCAACAACGUGGGGGAGGGCAUUCCAGUGUAUGAGAGCGCCAUCACACGACCCCAAUCAGACCCCAUAGACCCUGAUGUUGAUUUGUACGAACUUUUCCAUGCUCCAUACACUCCAGUACCAGAACCUUUACCCAUGCUGCCUCCCGUGGGCGUUCAGGCGUCCGUCCUGAGCCACGACACCAUCAAAGUCUCCUGGGCGGACAACUCGCUGCCCAAGAACCAGAAGAUCACAGAUGCGCGCUAUUACACGGUGCGCUGGAAGACCAACAUACCUGCUAACACAAAGUUUAAGGUGGCUAACACCACCACCCUGAGCCACACAGUCACGGGUUUGAAGCCCAACACCUUGUAUGAGUUCUCAGUCAUGGUGACUAAGGGCAGACGAACCAGCACCUGGAGUAUGACAGCUCAUGGAACUACUUUUGAAACAAUUCCAAGUUCUGCACCUAAAGAUGUGACCGUAGUAAGCAAAGAAGGACGACCGCGUACCAUCAUAGUCAACUGGCAGCCGCCUUCAGAAGCCAAUGGGAAGAUCACAGGUUACAUUAUUUACUACAGCACUGAUGUAAACGCAGAGGUUCACGAUUGGGUCAUCGACCCUGUUGUUGGAAACAGACUGACUCACCAGAUUCAGGAUCUCACCCUUGAUACCACCUACUAUUUCAAGAUCCAGGCUCGUAACUCUAAGGGAAUGGGUCCCAUGUCUGAAGCUGCACAGUUCCGCACACCGAAAGCCGAAUCCUCUGACAAAAUGGCUAAUGACCAAGCGCCUGGGAUAGUGAAACCAAGACCUCACACACCAGAGCAAGGCUUUGGAUCAGGAGUAAAACCAGAUAUGUCUGGCACCGGUGAUAAUCACAUACUGGUUAUUGUCAUCAUCGUGUCUGUGGGGGCGUUCACCAUCAUCUUGGUGGUGGUUGGAGCUUUUUUGUGUACACGUCGCUCAUCCACACAGCAGAAAAAGAAACGUGCGGCCUGCAAGUCUGCCAAUGGAUCCCACAAAUACAAGGGCAAUUCCAAAGAUCUGAAGCCACCGGACCUCUGGAUUCACCACGAGCGCCUGGAGCUCAAAGCUGUUGAUAAAUCACCCGAACCCAACCCCGUCAUGACCGACACGCCAAUCCCCCGAACUUCUCAAGACAUCACACCAGUGGACACCGCAAUGGAUCCCAUGCUCCAGAGACGCAACUCCUACCGCGGCCAUGAAUCAGAGGACAGCAUGUCUACCUUGGCAGGCCGCCGGGGAAAAAGACCUAAAAUGAUGAUGCCCUUUGAUGCUCAGCCCCCUCAGCCUGUGAUUAGCGCUCACCCCAUCCAUUCCCUCGAUAACCAUCACCACCAUUAUCACUUGGGCAGCCUGGCCUCGACGACACGCGGCUAUCUACAUCACCAGAGCAGCCCGCGGUCCAUCGCCACCCCCAUCUCUCAUCUAGACAGGGCCGAUUCCACAGAAUCGGUACGGAACACGCCCAUCGCCGACCUGCAUCCCCCGUCGGGCCAGCCCUCCUGCGCCACUGACCUCUCAGAGACUGACAUCAGCUACCACAGCUCAGCUGCAGAGGACGAUCCCAUGUUUACGACUCCCACCGCUCACGUUCGGCCCACACACGCCCUCAAGAGCUUCGCAGUGCCGGCCAUACCAGCCCACUCUAUGUACGACUCUUCAGCACUGCCCAGCACUCCACUGCUGUCUCAGACAGGGCCACACUCCGUUAAGACGGCCUCUAUCGGGACGCUGGGAAGAACGAGGACUCCCAUGCCUGUCAUAGUUCCAAGCGCUCCAGACGUGUCAGACAGCAGCAGACAUUAUGAGGAUUCUGGGAGCUACCAUUGACCAUCCCCCUUAAACCCCAUCUACCCCAAAAACUCCAGCUCGCCCCACCCCACCCCCCCGCAGUAACCUUCUUCCUCUCCAACAGAACUACGAGACGGACGAGUUAACGGAGGAAAUGGCCCAUCUGGAGGGUUUAAUGAAGGACCUGAACGCCAUCACGACGGCCUGAACGUGAACCUCAACUGUCACAGUGAGGACGUGCAGCACAGAGUUCUCAGUCAUUCGCUUAAUGGAGAGAGGAAGAACUUUGCUUUCUCCGGGGAAGGAAAAAACACAUCAUGAGGGACAGUGGACGUUUUGAGAAAGGACAACUAGUUCCUUCAUCAGAGGACAGAAAAAUUCAGCCAUUCUAAAGCUUUUCCUUUUGUUUCAACGGAGACAGUUUGAAAAGACAUUUUAUUAUCCUGUGAAAAAAAGGAAAACGACGAUAUGCUGGUGUAAGUGUUGGUGCUACUAAGGCACAAUUUACAGUGUUUUAUUUGUGUCAUUUCUUUGUAUGUUUUUGUACCUAUAUAUAUAUUGCCCCCGUUCCAGUGAGGUGAACGUUGGAAUUGUCCUGUUUAUUUUCUCAUUUUGUAUUAAGCAUUUUGAUUGACGUCUCUUUCUCUUUUGUAUGACAUAUAAUGUGCCAUGUCUUAUUUUCUUAAACAUGUUUUGUAUUGUUUUUAUAUGCAUAUACACUCAUCAGUUUGUAUAUAUAUGUUAAUAACUGACUCAUUUUGUCGCCAUGGCGAUUUUUCUUGACCCCAUGACAGCUUCUGUUCAGUCAGAGAAAGGCCGCUUUUUCUUUUGUGGUUUGAAUGGAUUUUGCCUUCGGUAAUGUCAUUUCUCCUUGUACAUUAUGCAUUUUUUACAUGGGAGUUCCCUUCAGAAAUUGCCUUAUUAAAUUCACGGUAUGACAAAAUCAACUGCUCUACUCAAACUGUUUUCAGAACGUGUAUCACAAAGCACUGUGAUAUUUAUUCUGUAAUGCUGAACCAUCAGCUGUCACUUUGUACGUUGGUACCAACAGAAGACCUCCAUCGCUCAUGCUGUCAGAACCGGACUUCAAACGAUUGUUUGGUUCUGAAACUCAGAACUUCAGGUUGUACACAUUUAUAAAUGAUAAAAGUUUGGGACAGUGGAAAGUGCUUUGCAUGAUCUUUCAUGGAUUGCAUUAGUCUGAAUUCCAGAUGAGACACAAACUCAUUUAUUGAAUGAAUGACAUUCACUGUGAGAUUUUACUUUGUUUUAUAGCAAGACAACGUUCUUGGCAUGUAACUCAUCAUGUAGAACUCCCACUUCCAAGCUUUUGUUUCCCAUUAUGUUACUUGUAUUUGUUAUAUGAAGUACUUGUAUAGAAUUUCAGUGUGAAAGGCAGAACCCCAACUGUUACUCUCCUGCUGGAAAAGGUUUUGGUCUGUCCGUUUACCCAAAGAAAAUAUAUAACAGCAAUCAUUGGUUUUAAGAAAUUCACAUCACAUUUAACAUUUUAUUGAAUGUCAUUCUGACUGCAAGAAAUUUUGGGUAACUAAAGGAACAGGUUAAAAGCUUGAAAAACAGUACCUGUUUGGGCUAACCUGUUAAGUUGUUGACAGUCAAACCUUUAUUGCACUUUUUCAACAAUUUCAAGAAAAGAUAAAGAAAAAAAACAUUUUUACAUAUCCUGUGUUUUGAAUAUAAAGCUCUAUUUGUGUAAUUUAGUGUCAUAGUUUAGCCUAGGCAGCUGGUCUCAUGUUUAUUUGCCGCUGGAAUAAUAUUUGAGCGGCAGGUUUUACGGUGUUGCUUAUGCAGAAUUCUGUUGUUGCUUAUUUCUGUACAAAUAUCUUCUCGCUGUCUCUAGAAAUACUCUGUGGCUUUUUAAAAAAAUGUUUUGAAAAACAUUGCCUUUGUUGCCUCUUAUUUACAUGCUUCCACUUAAAAGCUCUUAAAUUUUGUAUUACCUAUUUUCCAGAUUACAUGAUAGGAAGUGUGCUCAUUAAUUGCUGUGCAUAACUUUAAUAUAUUAAAUAUUGAUUUUUGUUGUGGAUAAACUAGAGACAUGAUGCAUUUUAUUUGCAUUUUCAAACCAGAUUGCAGGUUAUCAUUAAAACACAUUUUAUGAAAUAAAGCACAAAGGUAACAUGUUUCAGUAAGACAGGACAACAACUGAAUGUCAGACUAGUCUAAACCACAGGUUAUAACCAAAAGAAUGACCAAAUCGAGUUCCUCAUCCAAAAUGACUCCAAACAAUGUUUUUGCAAUAUUUAUUGUCUCUUGAUAAAUAACAUCUAAACUCUUGGAGUUCUGAAGUUCAUUCCAAUACUUGGCUGGGUGACCUGCAGUUGUGAGAGGUUCCCGAAGUCC